This is a messenger RNA of Mytilus trossulus (common blue mussel), 1000 nucleotides long. RefSeq lists its product as uncharacterized. The record is from RefSeq and is a predicted model, not a curated record. Lineage: Eukaryota; Metazoa; Mollusca; Bivalvia; Mytilida; Mytilidae. The transcript has 9 exons. Bases 203 to 1000 code for a protein of 265 amino acids.
AAUGGAGGAGAUUAAAUUGAAAAAAACAAACGAAUGAUGUAUAGAGUUGAUCAAUUAUGACAUCAUAGGGGUUUGUUAAUAUUGGCAAAGCUUACUGUCCAUGCUAUGAUGGAAUCCAAGAAAAAUUAGACUUUCAGAGUUUGCAUGAAUAGAAUGUAUUGUUAAAUGACAUGAUGAAGAUGCAAACCUUAGCUAUAGGAAGAUGAAGUUAUCACUUGUAUUAGUUGGGAUAUACAUACAUGUAGCAGAAUCAGUGUUUAAAGCUUAUGUUGACCAGUGUCCUUUGCAAGGUAAAGAGAGAAUCUUCAGGUCUACAUCAGUAUGUCAAUCUGUACAGCAAUACCACUGUUUGUAUGAUGACGAUUUACGGUUAGCAGAAAUAUGUCAAACUUUCAAACAACUUCCCCCAGGAAACUAUCCCCGCUACAGUAGCUUUGGUGAUGACAUAUACUAUGAUCCAUGUCCAGCUGGGUUGUAUCAAAUGGGACCAGCCAAAUCCUAUGAAAUAACAAAUUGUUUGUUCACAAAAUCUCAUUGUACAUCUGAGGGGCAAAUAGUUUGCUCAAAUGGAAGUGAAAUAUCUGAUGUCACCUGCAGAUGUGAUUAUCAGAAUGGAUAUGCAAUGGGUCAAACCAAAUGUUGCUCUCCUACCUUAUUUGAAGAUUGCACUUGUUACAAAAAGAGAUGUCCAGGUGAAAAUCAAGAACUGGAUCCAGAUUACAGAUGUGUUAACAAAUGCAAACCUGGUUUUGUAAGAAAACAAGGAGAGUUUGAUUGUACCUUGAUAGUUCAAACAAAAAACAUAACAAAACCUGCUUCAAACAAUAGUUCUUUAAACCUUGGAAGCAAAAAGAGAACAGACCUAUUUAAUGAUAAUGCUUUUAAGCAUUAUGAUAUUACCGACAUGCAAACCAUCCUCUACAUCCUUAUUGGCUUAUACAUACUGCAUAUAGUAGUUGUAAUAUGGGAGGCAGAGUUAUCUCCCCUGCCUCAUAGGUAG